Calidris pugnax (ruff) is the source of this 3906-nucleotide messenger RNA. RefSeq names its product coiled-coil domain containing 117 (gene CCDC117). NCBI's taxonomy places the organism in Eukaryota, Metazoa, Chordata, Aves, Charadriiformes, Scolopacidae. The transcript is spliced from 6 exons. The coding region runs from base 148 to 1158 and encodes 336 amino acids. The record is from RefSeq and is a predicted model, not a curated record.
CGCCCCGCGGGCCGCCGCCGCCGCCCGGGACUACAACACCCAUAGUGCCCGCGCCCGCCUUCUCCGAGCGCGGCGAAAGGCCUGGAAGGGACCUGGGCUCUGGCGGUGUCGUCCAGCUCCGGGCCCGGCCCGGCCCGGCGCAGGAAGAUGGCAGCGCUGGGCAGAUCCUGUCAGGGCAUCCCCGCGGGUCCCGCCGUGGAGUUCCCUCAGGCGCCGGCCGCCGCCCCCGACCGCCACGGCCCGCAGCCCCCGGGGCUGGGCCACGACCGCCUGCAGCCCCCCGUGCUGAUCAUGGCAGGGAACCCGAACGACGGCGCCGAUGGCGGCGGCGGCUCCUCCGGCCUCUACCCGCAAAGCGGCUUCGACGUCGCCUCUCUGGCCGCGCUGGGAAGUUACAACGAGGGCUUGACGGUGGCCCCGGUGGGCUCCUUCACCAGCGGGGCACGGCCGCCAGGCCCGCCCCAGCAGCGGGGACACUGCCAUGUCUCCGUUCGCUGUGGAAAGAAGCAUAAGUUAGAAGAAGAGGCAGAAGGUGGUCCUGUGAGGAAGAAGAGACUGACAGGAGGCAAAAAUAGCCCUUUGAAUCCCAACACAGAAGAAUGGAUUCUCUGUGCAGGUCAGCAGGCAGCUGGGGAGGUAGCAAGUCAGUUUGGUGGCAGCCGUCCUGAAACUGCCAUGUUAGAAAUGCCCUGUGAAGAAAUGGAUGAGACAAUGGGGGAACAGCAGUGCGAGGUUGCUCGCAGGAAGCUUCAGGAAAUUGAGGACAGGAUAAUUGAUGAAGAUGAGGAAGUUCAUGCUGAUGGAAAUGUUAGCAAUCUGCCCACUCUUAUCCUGUCAGAUACCCUUAAGAAAGGGAUGAAGAGGGAUUUUGGUGAAGUCCUGACAAAGAAAAUAAUAGAAUCUAUGAGCCGUCCUUCUAUGGAGCUGGUGCUUUGGAAACCUCUUCCUGAAUUUCUCACAGAUAAACUGAAGUCUGUUUCUGAUAAGGACUUCAAGCAGCAGAGCACAGAAGGGUGUCAAGAUAAGCAGUCGACAUCCCAAGCUGCUUUUGACCCACAGACUGAACCAUUCCCCGAAUCCCAACAGACUGCCAUGUCUCCAGAUCCGUAUGCUGGUGUGGGGAUCUCCGGGUGUGCAGAAGAAGAAAUGGAGUUGUAGGUGCCAGAAUUUAGACUGGAAGCGGUGAGCUCCUGAUGGGUUUUAUUGCUGUUUUUUGAAUCCUUCAUUCUUUCUGGUUUGAUGUGUGAAUCUGAGGUUUUAUUAUUUGUUUUUUGUUUUCCUACUAACAAUCGUAAGAAAGUGGAUUGGCCAGACACAAGUUAAGGAAACUGAAAAAAAAACAAGCCCCCGAGAUUUCUGUACUCUGGUCUGUUAAAUAUUCUUGUUUUUACUGAGAAGGUAAUUCAGAGGCUUUGGAACAAGGAAGUAGCUUUCCAUCUUGCUUAAUGGUGAAAUAUGCUCUUAAUUGUCCUGGGUAAAGUAUAAAAUCCAAAUAUUGAAUGUAACUGUGGCUUAAGCCACUUUUUUCACUUACUGAGCCAUUAAGACUUCAGUGCACAUACUGUGCUCAGUCAGUUAAUCUGAGUUACAAAAAGGCGUGUGCGAGUUCUAGUCACUGCUAAAAAAGCAGUCCCUGUGGAAAUACAACUUUUCACACUGUUUCAUCUGUGGCUGGUUUGUACUUGAGGGGAACUCAAAUCCAGAAGUUACACCUUCUGCAGUGUGGGAAGGAAGGAACGUUACAGCUGAGCAUAAGCUUCUUGCUUUGUAGAAAGUAAAACCAGCUACUAAUUUGCAAGGUAUUUGCUAACUUUAGGCAUCUUUGGUUUGUUGGCUUCUAAACUGUGUUUGUGGGGUUUUGAUGCCCCCUCCCCAAAAUGAUGCAAAGUCUGGAGAAGAGGGGUUCUCAGUCAAUUGAGUCACACCUUACGUCGUGCUGUGAUUCUUUGUGUGCAGCAAGUUGGAAAGUCAGCUGAAGACAGCGUAACUUUAGAUUAAAUAAAUGGCAACCUUUAAUUUUGAUAAACAUGGUAAGUAAAUCAGAUAACAGGGAGCCAAUUUUCUGGCAUAAAGAAGGUCAAAUACCGGUUAUUGUAUGUAACCAAGUCCCAAACUUUGCUGGCAUUGGUGGUGGAGUAAAAAAGAUGCUUGUCUUCUUCUUGAGGGAAUCUAGGCUUAAAAUCUAAGCCAGAACAUGUGCCAUUAAAAUAACGUCCCAUAAUUUAUACAGAUGUCUGCCAAAAGAAUUUUGUACCCUGCUUAGGGUGUUCAGAGGAGGAAUCCUCAAUGAGUUACUGCUUGUACCUUUCCUCAACGCACAACAGUUCCAUUAUGCUUUAAACCCUUAAACAAGGCAGAGAAUCUCAUCAUCUGUUUUGGGUCCUUGAACUUUCUCAGAAAUAGCUGAAUUGAGGCUUUUUGGAAGAAAUUCCUUUCCAAGUAACAGGUUCUGUUCCGACUCUUGGCAUCCCGAGCUGUUUUUGACAUCUUGCUGAUGUAAAGGAGCAAGCACAGAGUAAUGCAGCUGUUGGCGUAAGAAAAUCUACUCUUCCUUUGCACAGCUAAUGGAUAAUCUUUGUGCUGAUAUUUUUUUUAACCCCGAAUAACCCAUAGUCGAUAGUUUUAAAUCAGGCUUCUCUCUUUGCAGUCAUCCUUUCUUUUCUUUUGGCUGACAGCAGAAGCUUUGCUCAGAAAAUGCCCCUGUUAAAUCCUGUCUAUCUUGCUGCUCUCGUCGAAGAUCGUGUGAAAUUCGCUGUCUUUUGCUAAAACAUUUCAGAGCUUCACUAAAAACAUUUCCAACAUUGGAAUAGGUAUUACUCUGGAAACCAGUUCACCAUUCUGGAACUUUUAUUGAAUUGGAGAACUUUGCUCAGCUUUAUCUUGCUACGAUGUCGAAUUUCACUUUGGGCUCUGCUAGAAAUCUUUUGCAUGCACUGUAUGAAAUUUCUCAUGUAUUACUAAGCUGCUGAACCUGCUUAAAAUCGACAGCCUUUGACACGCUGUGAUGCUUGAGUGUAAAGCAAAGCAACGCCGUUUGGAGACAGCUGUAGUCACUGUGGGUAGGAAAUGUCCCUCCAAAGUUACCUGUUUUUUAAGCUUGCAGCAUUACAGUGGAAGUUCAAGGUUGAAACUGUUUUAUCCGAUAGCUCUGAAUCCUAAAUAAACUGCAAAGAAAGGAUAAAACCAUUCAGAAACUUGAUGAAACCAUCAGCAACGCUGAAAUUGCGACAGAGGACGGAGAAGACUGUGGGAGGCCUAAAUCCCUCAAAUCUAGCUGCAAGUUUUUUCCUCUUAAAAAUGACAAAUAGCAAAUCAAAUUUGCAGAAGAAGGAAUUUUUGUAGAUGGCCUUUAAGCACACUUUUUGCCUGUUAUAUUUGUACCAAAGGUUGACUUUCAGAGGUGUGUUUCCUCUUUGUUGUUUGAUGCUAACGCAGCAUCGCUGAUCCCUGUUACUCUGCUGUCUGGAACGCGAGUGCUGGACUGUUGACACAGACCAAGAGAUGGGGAAAAAACUGUGUCCAAGAAAUUUGCUUUGGUAGAAAAAGAUCUAUUUUAAUUUUUUCAUAAUUUGUUUCUGCCCUGGGGGGUGGGGAGAAGGGUGGGGUAUAGCAGAAAUGGAGUAUGUGGGAGCACUGAGCAGGAUUCUUGCUGCAGGGAUCGUUUGGAGAGAGGGUAAAGGAGAAGUUGUUACUGGGUGUUUUCAAACUUCUGUCUUUGUAAGAGUUUCAUUUGUCGUUGGCUUCCUUAAAAGACUUUUAUUAAUGCUGUUUGCAAGCGGGAUGGCAAAUGUGAUGCAGUAUUAGGAAAAACUUUAUUUUGAAAUAUCUGAUUCUGGUCUGUCUUCUCUUGGGACCAAAUCACCCUUUGUAUGUCAGUUUUCAAUAAAUUUUCUAAAAUAUUUUUUA